UGCGCGCCCUCGGGGCUUCCGCCGUCGGGGCCCGGGGCGCACUGCUCGAGCCGCACCACCGUGCUGGACCUGGACACGCACGUGGUGACCACGGUGGAGAACGGCUACCUGCACCAGGACUGCUGCUGCGCGCCCUGCCCGCCAGGCGGCCUCGUCCCCGCCGUCGUGGCCUCCGCAGCCGCCGCCGCCUGCUGCUGCCCACCGCCGCCGCCUCCGCCCAGCCCGGGCGCCAAGCGCAAGUACGAGCCGGCGGGCGGCGCUGGGGAUCCGCCGCUUCUGCCGCCUCCGCCGCCCGGUGCGCCUUCGCCCUUCGCCUCCUGUGCCAAGCGCGCCCGCUUCGAAGCCUCGCCGGACGCUUCCAACAUCUCCAGCCUGAUCUCCAUCUUCGGCUCCAGCUUCAGCGGGCUGGUGAGCCGGCCGCCCCAGCCGGCGCCGCCGUCGGACUCGGAGCAGCUCUCCAGCGGACAGCUGUGCGGCAAACAGGCGCUGGCCAGCUUGGGGGCUUGGACGCGGGCCAUCGUGGCCUUUUGA
Molecule: messenger RNA, 531 nt
Organism: Protobothrops mucrosquamatus (brown spotted pit viper)
Lineage: Eukaryota; Metazoa; Chordata; Lepidosauria; Squamata; Viperidae
Gene: IER5L
Product: immediate early response 5 like
Exons: 2
Source: RefSeq, a predicted model, not a curated record